UGUAAAGAUUAAACCCAGAUUAGCAAAUGUGCUUGUGUUGCACGUGGUUAAUCUCCGAAGCCACAAAUUGAAGGAUCUUGGACAAGGGCAGCCAUAAUGAGACUGAACACUUUAGUAUAACUUUUAACAAAAAGAUUUCAUAUUAGUAAUAAUAAACAAUGUUGCAUAAAAAUCUCAAAAUAUCGGAUAAACAGAAAUACAAUAGAGUAGAAUAAAACGAGCUGUACAAAAUGAAUGCUAGAGGGAACAAUAAAAAACUGCAAUAGAAUAUUUCAUUUUGUGUUUUAUGAAUGUGGUACGCAUGUGUUUAAAUUUUAAAAAUAUUUUCCAUCAAAAAUAAAAAACUGCAGUAGAAUUUCAUUUUGCGUUUUAAUAAUGAAUCUGGUACGCAUGCGUUUAAAUUUUAAGUGUUUUCCAUUUAAAAAAAACACUGCAAUAAAAUAUUUUAUUUUACGUUUUAAUUAUGCAUCUGUUAUGCAUGUUUAAAUUUUCAAAAAGUAUUUUCCAUUAAAAAAAGUAUUAGAAUAUUUUAUUUUGCAUUUUAAUUAUGCAUCUGGUCAGCAUACGUUUAAAUUUCAAAAAAGUAUUUUCCAUCCCAAAAUAAACUGCAAUAGAAUAUUCCAUUUUGCGUUUUAAUUAUAAAUCUGGUAUGCAUAUGUUUAAUUUUAAAGUAUUUUCCACCUAAAAAAUUAGCUACCUCAAAUUGUUUUGAAUGAACAAACUAAAAUGGUAAAAAUUAUUAUUUAUUUAAAUCACUUAUGUGGAGAUUUAGAACGCCUCUUGAUGGAAACACGGAAAAGUUGCAGAGGAACACACGGGAGGCAAAGUGAACGGUUGGGACUCGCCACCACUUGGCACGACGGCCCUCGUGGAGAACAUCCAAGCGCUCGCAUUCCUGCCCUUCUGGGGUGGCCCGAAAACGGUCGUCGGCGUACAGAUUGCGGCCGGGGAGGCGGGAUGCAAGGAAGUGGAGGAGGAGGAGGAGAAAAAAAACAAAAAAAACAAAACGAACCACCCUCCUCUCCCCUUCAUGAGUCCCAUUCAGUUUCCCGAGAGCUCCGGCAGGAGAGGCUCGGAACACACGGAGCUGUCCGCAAUUGAGCAUCAAAAUGGCAACCGUGCACUUUUUGCUGCUUUUGGCCGCUACGGGGGGCCGCCACCGGGUCUCCGGAGGCUGCCUGGGUAAGUGCUGCAGCGGGCGGGACAUGAGCUGCACCUCCACCGACUGGAGGAUGGACCGAGCUCACGGGACGUGCUACUGCGACCGCGGCUGCGCCGCCACCCGCGACUGCUGCUUCGACUACUUCUCCCACUGCCCAGCUCAGGCGUGUUCCGUGAACGCUUGGAGUUUGUGGAGCGGCUGCGCGGAGCCGUGCCGGCCCUCCCGGCGGGCGAGGGUGAGGCAGGUCGCCGAGCGGCCCAACGACGGCGGCGAGCCCUGCCCGGCCCUACGAGAGGAGGCCGGCUGCAUGGACUACCGAGACCGCCGGGGAAGCCCAUGUGGACUUGACGCAGGGCCUGCGUUCAUCACCAGCCUGGAGUUUGGCAAGGCGAGACCACUGAGGGACCCCUACGGGAAACCUCUGGAUGCAGAGUUCUGCGUGGAAUUCUCCCUGGAGUCACGCUCCCCUCACUGUGCGGCGGAGAACCGGCCGCACACGCGCUGGAUGCGGUAUUUCGCCGAAGGCUUCACGGUGUGCGUAGCGUGCCAGCCCCCCGCCGUGCGCAACCGCAGCGGCGGUUGCCAAGGAGACGGCCGGGAAACGGACAGGGAUGCCGUGCUGCAGUGGCAGGCAGUGGGCAACCCCCGCUGCGGCGGCACGUGGCGCAGGAUCCGCAAAACGCAAAAGUGCAACUGUCCGCCGCAGCACAGCUUUGUCUUCAUCUGAACUCUUCCAAG
Molecule: messenger RNA, 1900 nt
Organism: Syngnathoides biaculeatus (alligator pipefish)
Lineage: Eukaryota; Metazoa; Chordata; Actinopteri; Syngnathiformes; Syngnathidae
Product: somatomedin-B and thrombospondin type-1 domain-containing protein
Exons: 5
Coding region: 1110-1889 (259 amino acids)
Source: RefSeq, a predicted model, not a curated record